AUGAAAUAGAAAGUAAAUAUAAUAGAGGGAUUGAAGAAUAAAAUUGAUAAAGAGAUUCUUCUAAGCAAUAUUGAUCUAUUGGGUUGGUUUCCUGAGAUGAAAAAUAUCAAGGUACUAGAGGGAGAUGAUUCUAGCAGUUACACAGAGAUGUUUUGA
This is a messenger RNA of Paramecium tetraurelia, 156 nucleotides long. RefSeq lists its product as uncharacterized. NCBI's taxonomy places the organism in Eukaryota, Ciliophora, Oligohymenophorea, Peniculida, Parameciidae. The transcript has 2 exons. The record is from RefSeq and is a predicted model, not a curated record.